Solanum stenotomum is the source of this 859-nucleotide messenger RNA. RefSeq names its product eukaryotic translation initiation factor-like. Lineage: Eukaryota; Viridiplantae; Streptophyta; Magnoliopsida; Solanales; Solanaceae. Gene Ontology annotation, molecular function: mRNA binding; protein binding; translation initiation factor activity. The record is from RefSeq and is a predicted model, not a curated record. The transcript is spliced from 4 exons. Gene Ontology annotation, cellular component: eukaryotic translation initiation factor 4F complex. The annotation marks the transcript as partial.
UACCAUGUCUAUAAUUUCCAACAUAAGUAACACAAAAACAGAGCGGGGCAUGUACCUAACCUCUAGUGGAAAUUAGGACAUCAAAAAAGGGAAGGCAACGAACUUAUAACCUUCCACUCAAUAAGCAAAAAAAAACUUUUGUCAUAUCUUCUUCUUAUGCAAGGUAGUUGCCACCUAACUAGUUGAAAGAGUACCCCUUCGCUUCUUUCGGGAGCUGUUGAUAAGAGAAGUAGAAGGUACCUUUUCCAGUCGAUGAAGCUAAUUUGGCCCGGAAGUCAGCCACCUUUUUGGCUUCUCUAUAGGAAUGUGAGAUGCUCACUUCUGCCCCUUCCAUAGCCUUCACAUUAAGUUGUCAACAUGUGCCAAGUAAUAUGAAACGGAGAGAGUAGAAGCAUACAAAUAUGAGAAAUGUUUGCCUUUUCAUUUUUCCAGGGAGGACCUGCUUCUACAUUAAUCAAAGCUGAGCUGCCAUUCUCAACGGCUCGAAAAAGCAACUUUUCUGACAAAGAUCGUUUCUUUAAGACUGUGAUGAGUAUACUUAACCAGACAACUCAGAAGAGAUUUGAUCUCCUCAAAGAUCAACUGAUAAUAUCCGGGAUAACUAGUGCAGACACUCUAAAGGUUGUUGUUUCCUUGAUAUUUGACAAGGCUAUACAGGAACCAACAUUUUCCUCAAUGUAUGCCCAACUCUGUUCUGAUCUCAAUGAAAAGUUGCCUUCAUUUCCUUCUGAUGAACCUGGUGGAAAAGUGAUCACGUUCAAGCGCGUUCUAUUAAAUAACUGUCAGGAGGCAUUUGAAAGUGCUCACAAACUGCGGGAAGAGGCAAGGCAAAUGACAGGUCCUGAGCAGGAGUCAGAAC